Messenger RNA from Oncorhynchus mykiss (rainbow trout), 4523 nucleotides. Its product is annotated as MAP7 domain-containing protein 2. NCBI's taxonomy places the organism in Eukaryota, Metazoa, Chordata, Actinopteri, Salmoniformes, Salmonidae. The record is from RefSeq and is a predicted model, not a curated record. Gene Ontology annotation, cellular component: microtubule cytoskeleton. Gene Ontology annotation, biological process: microtubule cytoskeleton organization.
CUCUCUCUCUCUGUUUCUCUCUCUCUGUUUCUCUCUCUCUCUGUUUCUCUCUCUCUCUUCCUGGCAUCACUCCACUCUGUUUCACUCUCUCUCUCUGUUUCUCUGGUAUUUCUAUCUCGGUUCUGCCGCAGUCGUGUUCAGGCUGGUUUGAUUUGUUGCUGCUGUUGAAUCGGGAGUCAGACACACAGGUACAGAAGUGGUGGGAACAGAGAUGACCACAGUCAAACCAGGCGCUGGGCACCAGGUGACAGGGUCACCGCGGAUGGACAAAGUGCAGCUUGUGAGAGGGAGGAGAGAGGAGAGAGAGAAGAGUCAUGAGGAGUUUUUGCGUGAUAAAGAGCAACGUGUACGGCAGCAGCUGGAGCGUUGUGCAGACGAACGAGGGAGGAAGAUGGAAGAGCAGAAAAGAAGGGAGAAGCAGAGGAGGGCAUCAGUGGAGGAGAGGAGACAACAACAGGACGAGGAGGAGAAGGAGAGACUGGAGGCCCUGGUGAGAAGAAGGGAGAGAACAGGAGAGAGGGACAGACAGAUGGGGGAGGACAGCAGAUACCCUAUGGAGAACAGGCCUAAACGCUGGACCUGGGGAGGACCACCCAGAGGGGAAGAGGGUAACCCUAAGACCCCGCCCUCUCAUGCUAUUGGCUCAGCUCUGCCUCAUCAUCCCGCCUCUGCUGCCAGUCCCAACCAAUCCAGGAACGUGUGUGACUUCCUGACACCACCCUCCCCGGACCAGCCAAUCACUAAACGCCUCUCCAACUCUUCAGCCUCCCUGCAUUCACCAGAAAGAGCAUCCCCCAGCCCCCAGCGACCGGCCUACAAAUGUUCCCCCUCCAGGAAGGCAAGCAAUGGACCCCCGGAAGACAAGACCCCCAGAACACCCACAACAGAGAGAGGCCCCGCCUCCUGUCUGACUGACUCUUCAAUGAGACGCCUAGAAUCUCCGACCACUCCCACCCGAAGCUCCUCCCCCAGAGCCCAUAGCAAAGCAAUGGGCACGCCCAAAAGGGUGAGGUCGACUAAGAGUCGUGCCCAAUCCCCCUGCUCCCCGGGACAGUACCCUCCCUCCCCCCUCCGCCAGCGACCCCCAGUAACCGAGGGCAACCAUGAGGCCAGGGGUCAUGGAACCCUGGAGAGGAAGUCCUCCAAGCCGGACCCAGCAGAGAAGAAGAUCCCCAAGUCCUGCAGCAGAGACCUGGCGACAGAUUCUCCAGGUACGCCCACAGGCAGGAACGUUGCCGGGACAACGGAUGCAGAGGAGGCGUCUAGACUGUUGGCUGAGAGGCGGCGUCUGGCCAGAGUACAGAAAGAGCAGGAGGACAAACUACGACAGGAGGGGGAGAGGCUGAGAGCUGAGGAGGAGCUGAGGAGAGAGCAGGAGGCGCGGGAGCGGCAGGCGAGAGAGGCACAACGGGCAGAGGAGGAGAGAGAGAGACGGGAGGGGGAGAGAGAGAGACGGGAGGAGGAGAGAAAGAGCAGAGAAGAGGAGGAGAGAAGGACCAAGGAGAGACGAUGGAAAGACAUGCAGGAUCAGCUGGACCGAGAGAGAGAGGAGGCGUGUCUGCGUGCUCACAGGGAGGCGGAGAGGAAGAGGCAGGAGAGAGAACUGCUGCAAGUACAGGAGGAGCAGGAGAGACUGCAGAGAAAGAAGCGGAUUGAGGAGAUCAUGAAGAGGACGCGUAAGAGUGAAACGGACUCCUCAUCCUCAGGUGUAUGUGAUGUGAUCAGGGGCCAGGCAGGGCAGGGCAGGGAGCUGGAUCAGGAUGAGUCCCCUCUCAUCACGCUGGGCCCCCUGGAGAGAAAGAGCUGUGGAGGGGACGAGCUGUCUGACGGGGUACAGUCUAUGGACGUCAGCCCUGUGUCCAGGGAUGACUUGGGUAUCGUUCAGGACUUCUCUCCCGUCAGCGAGGCGUUAAACAGCAUGAGUAACGCCCGAACCCUGGAGCACCUCCUGGACCUCACCGCCCUGCCAGACACACCCCCCUACCCCAGGCUGCAGCCAGGCAGUGCUGCAGCCCUGGGAGACCUCAACAAGAACCUGCUGAUCCAGGGUUAUAACCCCGCCUCCUUAACUAGCUCCUCCCCCAGGUCCGCCCAGCUUCUCCACAGCCUCAGCCCUGGCAAACUGGACGUCUAGUAACCAGGGUAUUGUAUAGGACUAUUGGCUGUUGGGUGAAAAGAGAAGCUAGCAGCAGCAGGGGAGUCUCUGCUCUCCUCCUUCCUCACCAAAACUAGAGAGUGGGACCAGCUCCCUGCACCUCCACCCCUCCUUCCUCAUCAAAACUAGAGAGUGGGACCAGCUCCCUGGACCUCCACCCCUCCUUCCUCAUCAAAACUAGAGAGUGGGACCAGCUCCCUGCACCUCCACCCCUCCUUCCUCAUCAAAACUAGAGAGUGGGACCAGCUCCCUGCACCUCCACCCCUCCUUCCUCAUCAAAACUAGAGAGUGGGACCAGCUCCCUGCACCUCCAUCCCUCCUUCCUCAUCAAAACUAGAGAGUGGGACCAGCUCCCUGCACCUCCACCCCUCCCCCCUCUCUUCAGGGGAGAGGCCCUCCCCAUUUACCCCUGGACUCCACAGAGAGCAACUGCUCAAUGUCUAUAACUCAACACAUCUACAGCUGAAUUCACCUAUGUAAACACACACUGACAUGUACACACACACACACACACACACACGGUUAAUACUCUCCCAGUAAAGUGAAGCUUUUUCUCUGUGCCCUGGCUGUAUGAUAUUGUGUAUAAAGGUGUGUCAGUGUUUGGAGGCUGAUGUAAUAUGGUUGUGUUAUCCUCCUGUAGCAUUAAUUAUGUGGUUAACACUGACCCUGUAGCACCUUCACUGGAGAACACCUCCUCCUGUAUAUACUGUAUACUGUUACACAGCUGUAACUCUAGGUAGAAGUUGCACCUAACCACAGAUCUAGAAUCAGAUUAUUCUAACCCUCAAUAACCUUAACCUUUGGGCAGAUGAACAAUUAAUCUGACCCUGUAUCAGUGGUUAGGGGCAGCCUACUUGUUGUAACGGCUACGUUAGGAGUUUCUUUCUGUCAGUGUUUCUAGUGGUGGUCGGUUAUGAUCAUCACAGCACCACUGACACGCUGUACUACUGUUCACCAGGAGUCUACAAUCGCUAUGUAGAACUCAGCUAGCCAGUCUAAAUGUUUGCAUCCUGCAACUGGCGAAACCUACUCAUCUACAGAUGUGGAUGAUUUAGUAUAGUAAGACAAAAGUCUGGCCUCAGUUGAUAUGCUUCUGUCCACCAUAGCUUUAGUGGUGCGUAAAAAAAUAUGUGGAACACUGGAGCAUUUCUUAUUAUAAUCUGAGCAAAAAGAAAACUGUGAACAGUCUUGUAUUUUUUGCUAUUUGUAGGGCUGGGGGAUAUUGAAAAUAUGUGGCAUGUGUUUUUGGCUUGCUGUGUGUGCGCUAGCUGUGGUUUAGUAACUGUUGUGUAACAGCUCUGAAAACACUCAUCCCUACUCUGUUCUGGAAAUACUGCUCUCUCUAUCUUGCCUCUGCUCUGAACUGGACUGUAUAUGCCGCAACUCACAGUCCUAGCAACUAGCAGUCAACCUACAGCAGGGGUCUCCAACUUUGGAGCUACUGGGUGGUCCUGGAGCUAUUGGGUGUGCAGGCUUUCGUUCCAGCCCUACAGUAACACACCUGAGUCCAUUAAUCAUGGACCAGACUGAAGACGGUGAUUAGGGCAGGAACAAAAGCCUGCACAUUCAGUUAGUGAACCCUGUCCUACAGUAUCUCAUCAGUCUGUGUAAUCGCUCAGUCAGUCAACAGCUAUAUUCACUAUGACUGUGGAUUUACCUCAUGGAGAUCUAUCUCACUACAGAGGACACUUCACAGUCUGCUGUCCACUACUGCUGGGAAUUCUACCAAUCAUACAUGUUUCCUGUACUGUAACGGUCUUGUACCAAUCUUACUGUAACACUUGCCUUGAUUUGCUCUCAGGGCGGGUGUAGGUCAGCAUGUGUGCUCCCUCCCCUCACGGUUUCAAUCUCUGUUUCAGUUCCCCCUGAAGGGCACUGUGAGGUGCCAACCACUCCUCACGACCCAGCUAACCCUGUGAAGGGACACUGACUAGUGUCUAUAAUGGCUCUAAUGUUGAUGCUGUAUCUCAAUUACUGGACUAGAGUAGGUAAAGGAGUAGGUAAAGGAGUAGGUAAAGGAGUAGGUAAAGGAGUAGGUAAAGGAGUAGGUAAAGGAGUAGGUAAAGGCCUGGAAAGUCUGUUUAUCUUUGCUGUCUUCAGGGCGCUUGACUCUUGAUUUAGUUGCCAUGUCUGUUCGUCCAUCAGUCAGUCCAUCUCUCUUCCUCUCUCUUUCUGUGCUUGUUCAUAAUCUAAUGCUUUCUUUGUAUGCCAAGGGUAAAUUAAGUAAACUUAAGACUUAAGGUCAGAAUGUUAUUCACUAAAAAUCACUUAACACAGAUGUCACUGCAGCUUGGUGGAAUAUAUAACUGUAGACGUGGUGCAUGGAUCUAACUGCUGAAAACAACAAUAAAACGAGCCAUAUCAUCAA